Messenger RNA from Quercus lobata, 975 nucleotides. RefSeq lists its product as uncharacterized. The coding region runs from base 1 to 975 and encodes 324 amino acids. The record is from RefSeq and is a predicted model, not a curated record. The transcript is spliced from 5 exons. NCBI's taxonomy places the organism in Eukaryota, Viridiplantae, Streptophyta, Magnoliopsida, Fagales, Fagaceae.
AUGAGGGGUUUGGAGGUUGAAGGUAUUUUGUAUGAGGUGGAGUCAAAGAUUCAAGAUCAAGUGGUGGGUUUUUAUGAGUCUUUAUAUCAGGAGUCGAAAUCUUGGAGGCCCACUGUUGAUGGCCUAGAGUUUGCAAAUCUGGAUGAAAUUGAUUGGCUUUCCCUAGAAAGGGAGUUUGAGAAGGAGAUCAUUACGGCUCUUCGGGAAGUUGAAGGGGAUAAGGCUCCUAGCCCUGAUGGCUUUACCAUGGCCUUCUUCCAAAAAUGUUGGUGUGUGCUUAAGAAGGAUAUUUUGGCUUUCUUUGCCGACUUCCAUAAAGAAUGUAUAUUUGAGAAAUCUCUCAAUGCCACCUUUUUGUGUUUGAUACCUAAGAAGAGUAAUGCGGUUAAUAUUAGAGACUUUUGCCCUAUCAGCCUUGUGGGUAGCUUGUAUAAGCUUUUGUCAAAGGUGUUGGCACAUAGACUUCGAAUUGACAGUAGACUGAAGAAUGGAAAUCUGGGUGUAAUUGCUAAAUUGGAUAUUGAGAAGGCUUAUGAUCAUUUCUCGUGGUCUUCAACCGAGGAUCCCUUAUCUGCACUCUUGUUCUUGUUGGUGAUGGAGGCAUUGAGUAGGUUGUUGAAGAAGACAGAAGAUGAAGGCUUUCUUACCAGUUUCCAAGCAAGCCCCACUGUGGGAGAAGGAGCUAUCACAAACUUGAAAGUAAAUGUUGGUAAGAGUGAGAUUGUGCUAGUUGGUGAGGUUAGGAAUUUGGAUGCUUUAGUCCGCAUUUUAUGUUGUAAGGUUAGCCGUUUGCCCAUGACUUACUUGGGUUGUGUGCCGGUAGAGGCAGGUGGUUUGGGGAUUCAGAUGAUUGGGUUGUUUAACCAAGCUUUACUAGGGAAGUGGCUUUUGCCCUUUGGGAAGGAGCUAUGUUUUAAAAACCGGAUCGGAUCAGCUGGCCAAUCGGUUGAAUGGGGAACUGAGGGCCAUUCCUGA